Messenger RNA from Haplochromis burtoni (Burton's mouthbrooder), 2186 nucleotides. Its product is annotated as golgin subfamily A member 6-like protein 22. The transcript has 6 exons. NCBI's taxonomy places the organism in Eukaryota, Metazoa, Chordata, Actinopteri, Cichliformes, Cichlidae. The record is from RefSeq and is a predicted model, not a curated record. Bases 162 to 1541 code for a protein of 459 amino acids. Gene Ontology annotation, molecular function: GTP binding.
UAAGCCCGCCUUCAUACCGUCGUCAGAGGUGCAACCAAACAAAGAAGCAGGCGCCAUGUCUCACCUGUGAACUCGGAGGACGACAAACAGGUCUGCUGCACCUUUGUUAGCUGUGUUUGUGCUGUGAGUUCAUCCCCAGGUCUUUUCAGAAAAUCGACAUCAUGGCAACCAAAACAGCUGAGGAUUUCCAAAAACCAGAAGAUAGCAGCUAUGACAUCAAGGACUCACGUGAACUCAGGAUAAUGCUUUUUGGAAAAAGUAAUGACAAGAAAUCAGCCCUGGAAAAGCUCCUCAUUGGGAAAAAAGAGUCUAAAGGUUUUGGAGGAAAACAAUCAGGUUCUGCUUCUGGAGAGAGGAACAGGAAACCUCCCACAGUUGUAAAAACUCCCAACAUCUUCAGUCUGCCUGUGAAUGAGCUGUUUAAAGAGAUGAAGAGCUGUGUGAGUCUCUGUCCUCCUGGACCAAAUGUUCUGCUGCUGUUAGUCAAACCUUCUGAUUUCACCGAAGAGGACAUAAAAACUCUGAAUUUGGUCCUGAGCUUGUUUGGUCAAGAUGAAGAAAAGAAGAGCCUGCAAAGAAGAAUGGAAGAACAGAGAGAUGAAAUUGAAAAAGAGAGAAAACAGAGAGAGCAGCAGCUUCAAGAAAUGGAGAAAAACAUCAAAAGAUCUGAGAGAGAACAGAAGAAGAGAGAAGAAGAGCUUAGAGACGAGGAAGAAAAGAAAAGAAAAAUGCAGGAAGAACGUCAACAACAGGAGUGGGAAAAAGAACGAGAAGCUCUGGAGAAAAAAAUCAAGUCCGAAUCAAAGGAAAAGGAAAUCACUGACAGAAAACUGGAGGAGGUUAAAAGAGAGAUGGAAGAAAAACGAGAGAUUUGGGAGAAGGAAAGAAAAGAGUGGUGGGAAAAACAGCAUCAAGAAGAUGAACUGAGACGUCAGAAGGAGAGAGAGAAACUGAAGAAGCUUCAAGAAGAGUACAAACAGGAAAUAGAAAAAUAUGAAAACAAAAGAAAAGAAGAAGAUCGACUCAAAAGAGAACAAGAAGAGAAGGAGCGAAAAGAAUUAGAGGAAAACUACAAGAAAGAAAUGGGGAACAUGAAAACGAUUUAUGAAGAGGAGGCCAGAAAACAAGCUGAAGAGUUCAAUGAGUUCAGAGAAAAAUAUAAUAAAGAACUCAAAACUCUGACGUUAAAACACGAUGAGGAGCUGGAAGGUCUGAAGCAUAAGCAUAAAACAGAUAUGCAACAGAAACAGGAUGAACACAGCAAAGAGUACAAGACAUUAGAAGACCAAGAAAAGAAAAAAGAAGAAGAACUCAAAACUCUGACGUUAAAACACGAUGAGGAGCUGGAAGGUCUGAAGCAUAAGCAUAAAACAGAUAUGCAACAGAAACAGGAUGAACACAGCAAAGAGUACAAGACAUUAGAAGACCAAGAAAAGAAAAAAGAAGAGGAAAUCAAAACCCUGAAAGAAAAACAACAAAAAGAAAUGGAUGAUUAUCUUGACCUCAAGAUGCUAAAAUUCAAGAAGUGUACCAUCAGCUGAUGUUCUUCUUUGCUGUAACAAUAAAUAUUGAUAUUACUAACUGAUCGUUCUGUAACCCCAGCAGUAUCUACAGGCCUCCGUCACAGUGCAUCAUGUAGCUGUGUUCACAUUCUUGGUUUCUUUUUUAUUUUACAUGUUCUCCAGUUUGUUUGAUUGUAUGUUAGAAGGUUCUUAGCUUUAUAAAGUAAUAGCAAAUAAUAUGAUUCCACAAUUAUCAGCAGCUGAACGUAAAAAAAAAAUUAAUCUGCAUGUUUUUUUCUGUAUUUUGACCUUUUUUAUUCACUCUCUCAUUUUAAAGGUAGACUCUUUCAUGACUAGGAAGUAUUUUUUGUGGAGUUUGAUUUCAUUUUAAUUCAGAGUUGCUGUUAUGAUAUAAUGACAGAAGCUGUAAACAUUUCCAUUAACAGUCACAAUAUCAUGUCAAAUUCUCAUUUUCCAUUUGUUGAAGAAUUUCUGACAUUUUGAAUUUAUUUGUGAUAUUUUAUGUGUACUUGCAGUAAAUUCUUUCCUUUGUGAUUAAUUCAUUGCUGAAACUGUUAAAUGUGCUAAUCAUAAUAAUAAAAUCUAAUGGUGAACAAUAUCAAACGUUUCUCUGAAUGCUACAUUAAAGCGCAUUUUGCAUAAAUAAAAUCUAAAAGGGGAAAA